CCGUUUUGUUUUGGCCAUGCGUUGGCGCAAUUUUUUUGCUCUCUCAGAGGAGCAUUGAAAAUCAGUCAAAUGAAAACCUGUUGAUGGAGUUGUUAUGAAUCAAAACAAAAAAUUUCAUGUGACGAACGUUUCAAAGAAAAUAAUACAAUGUCGUCCAAGCAGUUUAUCAAUAUUAACAAUAAAUAUGACCGUGUUGUAGUGCUGGUGGAUAUGGAUUGCUUCUACUGUCAGGUGGAAGAGAAAUUAAAUCCGGAAAUUCGUGGAAAACCUAUCGCUGUGGUGCAGUACAAUCCCUGGCAGGGUGGAGGUAUCAUUGCGGUCAAUUACCCAGCACGUGCCAAAGGUGUCACCCGACACAUGCGCGGCGAUGAGGCGAAACAACACUGUCCGGAUAUUGUGUUACCGCAGGUGCCGCAAGUUCGCGGUAAGGCGGACAUUUCCAAAUAUCGCGAGGCAGGCAAGGAAGUGGCCGCCGUAUUGCAAACAUUUACUCCGCUGUUGGAGCGCGCCAGUGUAGACGAGGCUUAUCUGGACAUUACGGAGCGCGUUUUGGCUCGGCUACGUGACAUGAACGAGGGCAAAUUUCAGCUGCUUCCGGACAAGCUAGCCAACACGUUUGCAGUUGGUUACGACAGUAUUGGGGAAUUUGUGCAGAAAAUAUCCGGCGAUUUGGACGGCAGGGUUAGCUCCCAAGAGUUGGAGAGUGAAGAGGACAGAGUUGCUUACAAGAAAAGCGAUAUCAAACUGUUGAUUGGGGCUUCCAUUGUGAAUGAAAUUCGAGCAGCAGUGAAGGAGAAAACCGGUUAUGAAUGUUCAGCAGGUAUUGCACAUAAUAAAAUUCUGGCGAAGCUAACUGCUGGAUUCCACAAGCCAAAUAAGCAAACUAUUUUACCCCUGAAAUGUAUAUCCAAAAUGUACGAGACACUGUCGUUGAAAAAGGUAAAGGGCCUUGGCGGUAAACUGGGCGAUCAAGUUUGCGAGCUUUUGAAGAUUCAAACCAUGAGUGAAUUGGCUAAAUUCCCCGAAAAAGUUCUGCAAAAUCAUUUUGAUGAUCGAAUGGGAUCGUGGAUGUAUCUCAUGGCUAAGGGAAUUGACCUUGAAGCUGUUACGCCAAAGUUCAAUUCCAAAAGCAUUGGCUGCUGCAAAAGAUUUCCUGGCAAAAAUGCAAUAAGUGGCAUAGCUACCCUGAAGCAUUGGCUUGGAGAGUUAGCCAACGAAAUCCAAGAGAGGCUAGAGAAGGAUUUGGACGAGAAUAAUCGUACAGCCAAACAAAUGACAGUAAGCUACGCACAGCAAUUUGGACAAAAUGAUGUUUCCAGUACGAGAAGCGUUCCCCUGGUUGGCUACAAUGCUGAACGGAUUGCUGCCGAUGCUCUGGAGGCCAUCAAACGAAACACCGAUGUGUUCCUUAAAUCUGAUAGCUCCGGUGCGUUGAACAAUCCUAUCAAGUUUCUUGGCAUCAGCGCAGGAAAAUUUGACGACAACGUUUCCGGGAGGAAAAGUGAGUUAAUACAAAUGUUCUCAAAUAUUGCUAACAAAGCGAAAGAAGGUGAAUCUUCAAGAGAAACUGUAAUUCCUCAACCAACCCAUCCAGCAAAUCCGCAGGAAAAGAAAAAUAUGAAAUAUUUCUUCAAGCCACCUGAUGAAGUGAACGAAACCGGAAACAGCACAACUCAAGACAAUAAUCAACUUAAUGUCCCACUCGAAGAAAAGCAGGGAAGCAGUAAUACAAAUGCCAAAUCAAAUCCUUGUACUAUUGUGAGCUUUUUCGAGAAAACUUCCAAACAAAACGCUGCAGUUGAGAAGCCCGAAGAACCUGAUGAUAAUUUGGCUGAUAGACAACCUACAAUUGCAGAAAUGGAAGCCCAACUGUUUGAAGAUCUAUCAGCCCCGUAUUUGAACGACACACAGCCUAUGGAAAAAGCAAGCCAUGUUGUGGAAAAUCUGAACACGCUGCAGCCGUCUCCAUCUGCAGCGGUCCUUCUGGAUGCAGUUAAUGGCCAAGAGAGUACAUCGGUAGCGGCCGAUAAAUCAUCAUUCUUGGAGGUGAAGUCCGUAGAGACCAUCAAUGAACAGGUUGAUAUUGUAAAGGUGACUGAAGAACCACCGAUGAACAACGAUUCGUCCCAGUUAGACUACCGCCAAACAUACGCCGAAUUUAGCCGACCACCUAGCCUUCCUAAUCCAGUACAAAAACCAUGUCCCGAAUGCGGAAACAAUGUACCUGAAAAUGAACUGCAAUCGCAUCUCGACUUCCAUUUCGCUCUCCAACUCAGUCAACAGCAACGGGAAGAAUUCCGCAGUGAAAUAAAAACGAAAUAUGUGUCCCCUUCCACAGCGAAGCCCAAAACCGUAUCUUCGACUCUACGGGCCAAGCCUAAAGCUCCUCUAAUCGAUAAGUUCCUGACCGCAGCUAACGCAUCGAAUACCUCCACUGACGACGUGACGACAGCCUGUUCCGAAUGUGGCAAACUCAUCCCAACGGCAAACAUGCCGGAACAUCUCGACUACCAUGCUGCAAGGAAGCUGCAAAUUGAGCUGAAUAAAUUGGAAAUGCACACCGUGAAGUCAAACAAAUUUGUAUCUGUCGUUAACAAGAGUGGCAACGUUUCCAAUGGUGGCCUCAAGCGAAAACGACCAACAUCUGGCGAUAAAAGUCAACCAACUAGAACAAACAGUUUGUCGUCGUACUUCAACAAAAUGUGAACUCAAUUAACGAACGAGUCUCACGUGCCAUGUUAAGUCUCUCUUUGUUCCAUUAUAAUAUUCGUAGUGUUAUGCAGUGCAAAAUGUUACGUUGAAUAUUAAGUUUUUAUUGCCAUAGUUCCUAAAUCGUAAAUAUAUCCUUCUGUCUUUAGUCCAAAUUGGGCAGACCCUUCCUCAGA
This is a messenger RNA of Aedes aegypti (yellow fever mosquito), 2885 nucleotides long. RefSeq names its product DNA polymerase eta (gene DNApol-eta). The transcript has 4 exons. Gene Ontology annotation, cellular component: site of double-strand break; replication fork; nucleus. Gene Ontology annotation, biological process: response to radiation; error-prone translesion synthesis. Gene Ontology annotation, molecular function: DNA-directed DNA polymerase activity; damaged DNA binding. The record is from RefSeq and is a predicted model, not a curated record. NCBI's taxonomy places the organism in Eukaryota, Metazoa, Arthropoda, Insecta, Diptera, Culicidae. Bases 148 to 2706 code for a protein of 852 amino acids.